AAUAGUUCUCACACUAAUUUUUAAUUUAAUUUGAUUGAAUUGCUCUCUCUUUCUCUCUUUCAUUUCAUGUAACUGAAAACCUCACCCAUCUCUGCUGUGUGGGUAGGUUGCUCCCUUCUUCACUCUCUCUUUUUAGGUUUUCAUUUUCUCUCCGAUCUUUCUCCGUCACCGUCUCCGGCAACCACUUUUUCUCACUUUUCUCUAUCUAGGUCAGCUUUCUCUCUCUCUCUCUCUCUCUCUCUCUCUCUCUCUCUCUCUAUCGUUUUUUAUUUUCUGAAUCUCUAAUUUAUGCACGUGAAUCCCACGAUUUGCAUGACCUCAAUUCAUGGGACACAAAAAGCGAAACUCUGUUCCACGUUCCAAACUAUCGCCGGCGGCUUCUCCGGUGGCUCAACCCCCCAUCGGCGGAGCCGCCAAUGGUUCUACUUCACCCGACGCCGAUUCAAUUAUUCUCUUCGAUCAAAAUCUCACUAACCCUAGCAAGAUCGAAUUAGUUUCUCCUCAAUCUGAGGGUUCCGAUUUCUCUGCAAUUAAGGUAGAAUGUGAGCGAGCCCUAACCACGUUUCGUCGUGGGAAUCAUAAUAGAGCAAUGAAGCUUAUGAAGGAGUUGUGCUUGAAGGAGGAUGGUUCACCUUACUCCGCUUUCGUUUAUCGAAUUCAUGGGUUUAUAUGUUUCAAAGUGGCUUCCAUUAUUACUGAUUGUAGUGCUAAACAGCGGCAUUUGAAGCAUGCUGUUGAAUCGGCGCGGAGAGCUGUUGAGCUUUCGCCGAAUUCGAUUGAGUAUGCACAUUUUCAUGCCACUGUGAUGUUGGAAGCAGCCACUGAGGGGAAGGAUUAUGAGGAUGUGGUGCACGAGUGUGAGAGAGGGCUUGCUAUUGAGAACCCGAAUGAUCCUGCUAAGGAGACAUUGCAGGAUGAGAGCGAACAGAAAGUGUCUAGUUUGGAAGAUCGGAUAUUACAUGUCCAGGCUGAGUUGAGGCAGCUGAUUCAGAAGUCAAACAUAGCUUCAUUGUCGUCUUGGAUGAAAAAUCUGAGUAAUGGGGAAGAGAGGUUUCGGUUGAUUCCUAUAAGGAGGGCUACGGAGGACCCUAUGGAGGUUAGGUUGGUUCAGACUAGAAGGCCAAAUGAGAUUAAGAAGGUGACCAAGACUCCCGAGGAAAGAAGAAAAGAGAUUGAAGUAAGGGUAGCUGCUGCAAGGCUGUUGCAGCAGCAGUCGGAGUCACCCCAGUCCCCAAAUGAAGGAGAUAGGGAUGACAGAGCAUUGGAUGUGUCUUCAGGGUCUAAUCAGAGAAUAGGUGAGAGGCGAAGGCAUGUGAGAAACAAUGGCUCUUCAGCCGAAAGGAGAAAGUGGGUGCUAACUUAUUGGGAUUCACUGAGUAUGGAUGUGAAGAAGGACUGGCUUAGGAUUAAAAUAUCUGAUAUCAUGUCCCACUUUGGCUCUACAAAGGAUACUUUACCGAAAGAUGUUUUAUCAGAAGCUCUGUUUUAUGCUGAAGCCAAUAAGACAUGGAAAUUUUGGAAUUGUGGCAUUUGUGCUGAGAAAUUUCCCAAUCAGGAAUUUCAUAGGCAGCAUGUUAUGCAUGUGCACCUUCAGACUCUGUCGCCAAAAAUGCAGAGACUUUUGCCUCAACAUGUCGACAAUGAAUGGAUUGAGAUGAUUCUUAAUUGUUCUUGGAAGCCUUUGGAUGUCUCAGCUGCAGUUAAAAUGAUUGACUAUAAAGCAAAACUGAAAGGUCCAUCUCUUCCAGAGGAUUAUCUUACUCAGGACUACGAUGAUUGUUUUAAAGAUGAUUCAAGCAGCUCUUACCACGAAAAGGAAAGUUUAGGGUACAGUAUUGGCAAUUGUACGACCGAAAGCAGUAAGUACUAUAAAAAUGCUGAAAGUGAUGCCAAAGAAGGCAUUGAGGACCAACAGUUUAUGGCAAAUCCCGUUACUGAUUGUUGGCCAGUAUCUGAUGACAAGGAGCGUGCAAAACUUCUAGAGAAAAUCCAUGGAGUAUUUGAGAUACUUAUCAGACACAAAUGUCUUGCUGCUAGUCAUCUUCACAAAGUCAUACAAUUUAGUAUGGGUGAGAUCCAGGGUCUUGCUGCUGGUUCUGAACUUCUAAAACAUGAUGUAGACCAAACACCAAUGUGUAUAUGCUUUCUGGGAGCUUCACAACUUAAGAAAAUUCUCCAGUUUCUGCAGGAAAUGUCUCAUGCUUGUGGGUUGGGUAGAUAUUCUGAUAAAAGUAGUAGUCCCAAGAAUGAUUUGAAUGAUAUUAGUCAAGGUCCUGAAAUUAAAGAUAAAAUUGUUCUCAAUGGAGAUGCAUCAUGCCUUCUCUUGGAUGAGUGUCUACUGCCAACACAAGUCACUCCUGGUACACCCCAGGAGGCUGUCUUCGAGGACAUGGUCACCCCUAGUUCUCCUGAUGGAAUUUCAGACAAUAGUGGUGCUUGGCUGUCCUGGCUAUAUUCAAGUCGGCCUAUUGGGGAUCAGUUGACGUCAUGGAUUCGGACCAAAGAAGAUAAAACAUGUCAAGGACAAGAAAUGGUCCGGACACUUGACAAGGAGUUUUAUCAAUUACAUAGCCUGUGCCAGAAGAAGUGUGACCGUAUAAGUUAUGAGGAAGCACUACAGACAAUAGAGGAUCUUUGUCUUGAAGAAGGUAAGAAGAGGGAAAAUGUGGGAGAAUUUGUGCAGCGAAGCUAUGAGUCUGUCUUAAAAAGGCGGAGAGAAGAGCUUGCUGAGAGUGAGAAUGAAAUGAUGUAUGCUGGCAAUAGGUUUGAGAUGGAUUGUAUAUCAAAUGUUUUGCAAGAAGCAGAAGCGAUGAAUGUUAAUCAAUUUGGCUAUGAGGAAACAUAUACCGGUGUGACUUCUCAGUUAUGUGACUUGGAAUCCGGUGAAGAUGAUGAAUGGAGAAUGAAGGACUGCUUGCACCAAAUGGAUGGCUGUAUAGAAAUUGCUAUUCAGAAACUGAAAGAGCACUCGUCUAUAGAGAUUAGCAAAGUCGAUGCUGAAAUAAUUAAAUGUGUUUCAGAGGUGCAGCAAUUGGAACUCAAGCUUGGGCACAUUUCUGCCAAUGAUUAUCGAGCAAUAAUAGUGCCUCUAGUGAAGUCGUACCUAAAGACACUUUUGGAAGAUUUGGCUGAGAAAGAUGCAAGGGAGAAAUCUGAUGCUGCAGGUGAAGCAUUUUUGGCUGAACUUGCUCUUGAUUCCAAGAAGAUUAGCAAAGGGGGAAAUGAGAACACAAGACAUGUGGAGAAGACAAAGGAUAAGAAGAAGAAUAAAGAUCACAGGAAAACAAGAGAUUUGAAGGGCACAAGUGGUUCUAUGUAUCCCUUGCUCCAGUCUACAACUCUUGAUUCUGAUCUGGUAUCACCUGAUAGUGACUUUCAAGAUCAUGAGGUUGUUUCUAUGAAUGAGGAUGAUUUGGAACACCACGAAGAGGAAUUUAGACGUAAAAUUGAGCUUGAAGAGGAGGAAAAAAAGCUUGAAGAAACUUUGGAACUUCAACGGAGGAUUGAAAAUGAGGCCAAACAGAAGCACCUUGCUGAGCAACAGAAGAAAUUAUCUGGUACUUGUGUAGAGGAAGUGACAGAUAAACGUCAAGAUUGUCAAUUGAAGCCUGUUGCUGAUGGUUCAGAUGCACAAGAACAUAGAAGACUACCUAUGCAGGAACAGCUGGCAAAGGAGAAUGGGUGCCCAAAUAAUCUGGAUGUUGUGCUUAAUACCACAUCAAAUGGUUCCAUGAUGCCGACUAAAUCUUCAGCUGAUUCAGAUUCCCCAAAAAUUAAUCAUUCGCAUCAGUCAAAAGUUAAACAAGAUAUACCCAAUGGAAUUGUUCCAGAGAAUGGUCUACCUUUGCCUGAUCGACGUGCAGGAAAAAAACAUAAGCGGAAUAAGAAUUCGUCUAAAAUGGUUGAUGGAAAGUUGGAAUAUGUUUCAUUGGAGAAUGAGAAUAUUGAGGAUGCACACAAUGACUAUCACUUGAGAGAGCAGUCUAAAUUUCAUAACAAUCAAGAGGCUAAACACUUGUUGGAAAACAAUGGAGCAAAGGUGAUGAAAGAAUCACCAGUGGAAGAUGAGGAGGAGGAAAGAUUCCAAGCUGAUCUUAAAAUGGCUGUACGCCAAAGCCUAGACACGUAUCAAGCACGUGGAAAUUUGCCGUUGGCUUCAAGUAUGAGAAUACCACAGAGAUCUUCCUCCCAAGUAGACCAUUUAGGUAUUGCAUCUUUGGAAGACUCAACUCCGGAUGUAAAUGGAGCUAGUUUACUUGGUACGGGACUGAGGAAUGAAGUGGGUGAAUAUAAUUGUUUUCUCAAUGUUAUUAUUCAGUCAUUAUGGCAUUUAAGACGCUUUCGGGUGGAAUUUCUUGCCAGAUCAAGAUCAGAGCAUGAUCAUGUGGGUAAUCCCUGUGUUGUCUGUGCCUUGUAUGAAAUAUUUACUGCUCUAGACCUUGCUUCAAAGGAUUCAAGGAGAGAAGCAGUUGCACCUACUUCCCUGCGGAUAGCUCUAAGCAACCUAUAUCCACAUAGUAACUUCUUCCAGGAGGCUCAGAUGAAUGAUGCUUCUGAGGUACUGGCAGUGAUAUUUGACUGCCUUCAUCAAUCAUUUACUCGCGGUUCAGGUGUUUCUGAUGCAAAAACAGUGGAAAGCAAGGUCAUGGGGUCUUGGGAUUGUGCAGCUGGUAGUUGUAUAGCACAUUCACUUUUUGGAAUGGACAUUUUUGAACAAAUGAAUUGCUACCAUUGUGGUCUUGAGUCCAGACAUUUGAAGUAUACUUCCUUCUUUCACAAUAUAAAUGCCAAUGCCCUCAGGACAAUGAAGGCUACGUUUCCCGAAAGCUCCCUUGACAAGCUUUUGAAUCUUGUGGAGAGGAACCAUCAAUUGGCUUGUGAUCAAGAAGUUGGUGGCUGUGGCAAGCUCAACCACAUCCAUCACUUUCUUUCAACCCCACCCCAUGUUUUUAUGACAGUUCUAGGUUGGCAAAAUACAUGCGAGAGUGCUGAUGAUAUAACUGCAACUCUGGCAGCCCUGAGCACCAAGAUAAAUAUCAGUGUUCUUUAUCGCGGUUUAGAUCCUAAAAGUACCCAUAACUUGGUUUCGGUGGUUUGCUACUAUGGCCAGCAUUAUCAUUGCUUUGCUUAUAGUCAUGAUCACGGCCAAUGGAUUAUGUAUGAUGACAAGACUGUUAAGAUAAUUGGUGGAUGGGCUGAUGUGCUGACUAUGUGUGAGAGAGGGCAUCUACAGCCUCAGGUUCUCUUCUUUGAAGCUGUAAACUAGAUUUCUGGUGGGAACUCAUAACAUCAUUUGCUGGACCGAAGAAUGUUUAGUUUGACAAAUUUUGGCAUCAAAUUGGUUUCUGGUGUGGCCCUGUUUAGUCUGAUGUGAUGCAUUACACAGAAAUGGUUUAUAAGUUACAAGUUUCACUGAUGUCCAACAAGUUUUGCCGUACAUACCUCGGGAUAUACAGUGUUUUAAAUUUUGUGAUACAGUUCAUGGUUUUGAUAGGAACAGAUUCUCAGGGGUAGUGGGGGGGAUGAUGACGAAUAUAUAUUUAGUGUAGCUGGAUGGCUUGGAAGAAAGCAGAGAGUGGUGUUUGGCACUGAGCAUUGCCCAACACAGUUGAUUCGUUUUGAGAAUAUCAGAUUAAUUUUUUGUAUCCAUCCAAUAAGCAGGUUUUGGUAUUGCUAGAAGAACUUCAAGUUGACCAGCAAUCUGUAAGAAGAUCUUAGACUGUAUUAGAUGAAAAUAAUUGCCCAUUAUUCUCAGGUAACUUAUAUCAAUUUGUGUGAGGGGAAUUUGUUCUUCAGUUGAGGAAAUUUCUCUCCCACCCCUUCCAACCCCCAAACAGAAAAAAAGAUGAUCUGUAUAGUUCUUACACAAUUAGAUUUGUUGCAGUGUCAGCUUGUUGCAACUACGGCUGAAAACGGAGUGUCAAAUACUGAUCUACUGGACAAUUUUUCUCCCUUUCAAGAUACCUGUGAUGGAAAGUGCUGCAUGGCUGGCUUUGUGCCUCAGUAAAUAGAGGAGAUUCCAUCCUUUGGAUUCACAACACUGUACCUUAUUUUGCUUAUUUUUUUGUGGUAGGGUGAGGGUAGAGAGGUAUGAUAUCCUUGAAUUGGGUAUGAAUGAACUAAUGAUACCAAAUUAUAGUUGCAGGUAUUAACUGUAGCUCUGUGUGAGUGAAAAGCUGAAAGUUUUUGGCACAAUUUUGUCCUACACUUUUUGGAAUAGUGAUAUGGAUUAUGUUAUACUUAAUUCUUCUAUAUAUAUAAUAUUGAUACAAAA
Messenger RNA from Trifolium pratense (red clover), 6274 nucleotides. RefSeq lists its product as uncharacterized. Bases 326 to 5266 code for a protein of 1646 amino acids. The record is from RefSeq and is a predicted model, not a curated record. Gene Ontology annotation, molecular function: protein binding; cysteine-type deubiquitinase activity. Gene Ontology annotation, biological process: protein deubiquitination. The transcript has 15 exons. Lineage: Eukaryota; Viridiplantae; Streptophyta; Magnoliopsida; Fabales; Fabaceae.